Octopus sinensis (East Asian common octopus) is the source of this 915-nucleotide messenger RNA. Its product is annotated as activator of basal transcription 1. Bases 118 to 873 code for a protein of 251 amino acids. Gene Ontology annotation, cellular component: nucleolus. Gene Ontology annotation, biological process: small-subunit processome assembly; endonucleolytic cleavage in ITS1 to separate SSU-rRNA from 5.8S rRNA and LSU-rRNA from tricistronic rRNA transcript (SSU-rRNA, 5.8S rRNA, LSU-rRNA); endonucleolytic cleavage to generate mature 5'-end of SSU-rRNA from (SSU-rRNA, 5.8S rRNA, LSU-rRNA). The transcript is spliced from 3 exons. Gene Ontology annotation, molecular function: RNA binding. NCBI's taxonomy places the organism in Eukaryota, Metazoa, Mollusca, Cephalopoda, Octopoda, Octopodidae. The record is from RefSeq and is a predicted model, not a curated record.
UGGUUCAGGGGUGCAAUAUGCUGUUAUAGACGGCAGUCAGCUCGAAUCGAAAAGUGGGAACAGGAAAAAGCGCGCACCGGACAAAUAGAUGUUACUUUACACCGGUAAGAAAAAAAAAUGAUGGAGGAAGACGAAACUCCUGAGCAAGAAUCCAAUUCACUUGAAACUGAGCAAAAUGAGGAAGAGGAAGACGAAUCUGCUUCCAAAAAGACAAUCCUUCCCUCUCAGAUUUCUGAAGCAGAAUCAGGUGUUAUCUACUUGAGUCGCAUACCUCGUUUCAUGAAUGUCAAAGUAUUAAAAGAGCAACUUUCCCGUUGUGGAAAAAUUGGACGAGUAUUUCUACAAGCUGAUGGGGAAUCUCGAGUUUGUAAAAAAGCACGUAUUUACAAAGAAGGCUGGGUUGAAUUUAAAGAAAAAAAACAUGCAAAGCGGGCUGCAAAGUUGUUAAAUGGACAGGAAGUACAAAGUAAACACAGGUCUCCAUGGGCUGGAGAAGUUUGGAAUAUCAAAUAUUUAAGUAGAUUCCGCUGGAGACAUCUUGGAGAAAGUCUUGAAUUUGAGAAAGCAGCACAUAAAAUGCGUCUACAAGCAGAAUAUUCCAAAGUUAAACGCACUGCAAGCUUUCGCCUUGAAAGCAUCCAAAAAGCAGAAACAUUAAAAAAAGUUAAAGAUAAACGGAAAAAGAAAGUAGUGGCAUCAUCAGACAUUAAUUUUGAAGGCAAAGGUUUUUAUCAAAAACAAACAGAGGAAGAAGUUUUAAAGAGAAAGAAAGCAAAAUUAAAGGAAGGGGAAACAAACCGUUUUGAAAAGAAGCCAUUUGCUGGAAACCAAAAAGGAUGUUCUAAAAUAUUUUCUGCAGCAUUUUCCUCUUAAUGUAUAUUUAUCAUUUGAAUAAAAUAUAAAAAUCCAUAACAC